Gambusia affinis (western mosquitofish) is the source of this 497-nucleotide messenger RNA. It is a transcript of the gene hspb11, whose product is annotated as heat shock protein family B (small) member 11. NCBI's taxonomy places the organism in Eukaryota, Metazoa, Chordata, Actinopteri, Cyprinodontiformes, Poeciliidae. Gene Ontology annotation, biological process: intraciliary transport. Gene Ontology annotation, cellular component: intraciliary transport particle B; centrosome; cilium. The record is from RefSeq and is a predicted model, not a curated record. The coding region runs from base 56 to 448 and encodes 130 amino acids. The transcript has 5 exons.
GUACCUUCUUUUCGAGACUGUCGUUGUUUUCUUUACACAGUUUGAGUGAAUAGUUAUGAUUGAUUCUUCUGGUGCAAACGUUGUUUUAGCUUCAUCCAGCGACGAGAAUCACCCACCAGAAAACAUCACUGAUGGAAACAAUAAAACGUUUUGGAUGUCCACCGGAAUGUUUCCUCAGGAGUUCAUCAUUCGCUUUCCUGAAACGACCAACAUUUCUACCGUGACAAUGGACAGCUACAACAUUAAGCAUCUAAAGAUAGAGAGGAACACCUCACCAAAUGCAGCUAACUUUGAGCCUGUCACACAGGAAGAGUUUGAACACACAGAGGGACACCUCCAGUUGAAUUCUAUUUCACUAAAGGGCUGCAGUGCAACCCACCUACGUUUUAUUGUCACUGAGGGAUACGACCACUUUGUGUCAGUACACAGAAUCAGUGUGAAAACUUGAUGAACUUUAAUUGAGAAAUUGUUGUAAAUUAAAUACCCAUUAACAUUUA